Nothoprocta perdicaria is the source of this 657-nucleotide messenger RNA. It is a transcript of the gene DAZAP2, whose product is annotated as DAZ associated protein 2. The transcript is spliced from 4 exons. NCBI's taxonomy places the organism in Eukaryota, Metazoa, Chordata, Aves, Tinamiformes, Tinamidae. The coding region runs from base 1 to 657 and encodes 218 amino acids. The record is from RefSeq and is a predicted model, not a curated record.
AUGGGUGCGGGGGGGGUGACGUCAGCGGGCAGCGGAGUGGGGAACUCCUCUGCGUGCCCGGCCGCUGCGCCGCUCGCCCCCGCGAGGACGGGCUCGCCUCGGCGCCUUCCCGCGCCGCUCGGCCGAGCGCUCCCCGCUCCGCUCAGCCCUCUGCUCCCCGCAGGGCAGUACCCGGUGCAGCCCCCCUACCCGGUGCAGUCCCCGGGCACCCCGGCCGUGUUCCCGCAGACCCUGCCGCUGCCCCAGCCGCCGCCCUACACGGACGCCCCCCCGGCUUAUUCCGAGCUCUACCGCCCCAGCUUCGUGCCCCUGGGAGCUGCCACCGUUCCCACGAUGUCCGCGGCGUAUCCGGGCGCUUCGGUGUUCCUGCCCGUGGCGCAGUCGGUGGCCRUGGGGCCCAUCGGCUCUUCGGUGCCCAUGGCCUAUUACCCGGUGGGUCCCGUCUACCCGCCGGGCUCCACGGUGCUCGUCGAAGGYGGCUUCGACCCCGGAGCCCGAUUUGGGGCUGGCGGCACAGCCAGUAUCCCUCCCCCGCCGCCCGGCUGUCCCCCCAACGGCGCCCAGCUGGCCGUGAUGCAGGGAGCCAACGUGGUGGUGACGCAGCGCAAGGGCAGCUUCUUCCUGGGCGGCUCAGACGGCGGCUACACCAUCUGGUGA